GCGACGGCCAUGGAGAAUGGACUGGGGACUUUUCAAACCAUCCUACUGAUGUGAUUGAUGUUCUGAUGUGAUUUGCAGGCAUUGACUCGUCGCGGUAUGUAGUGUGAGAGCCGCGGGUUGUUACGCACCGGACGCCGCUCGGUUUCGGGGUUUUUCUCUUGGGUCUUGUUUGUUUUGUUGGAUCGUUUGAUGUGAUGUCGGGCCUGUCGCCCUGCCUUGAAGUCACUCCCUAGAAAUGUAGCUUGGGGUUACAACACUGGUAAAGCUGUCACUGAAGGUAUUGCUGUGUGGACGAUGCACGAGCGAUGUCUGAUGUUGAGGCCACGUAUGCAGACUUCAUCGCCUCCGGCAGGACGGGACGCAGGAACGCCAUGCACGACAUCCUGCAGAGUCCCACCGAUCCCGAGGGACGAGAGAUGCCCCUCACCCUGUCUCUGUCCCAGCUGCACAUCAACGCAGGAGGGGGAGAUGGAGACGACACUGAGGACAGCCAGAGCUCCUCUUCCUCCUCAGCCCACAGGGGCGCUGAGCAGAGGAACAGCUAACCUUCCACACGCUCCUGCCAGUGGACAGAGAGGUGCCAGAUGGAUUCCAGCCGCCAUCGCGAUGAAGCCGUUUGUCCAAAGUGGGCUGGUAGUCGGAGGGUAGCAACACCAUUGUUGAGGUGCCUAUAAACAGGCGACUGACCCCCAAAAAUCCACUGUAGAGGCGCUGUGCUGGGAUGUGAUCACACAGUUCUCCCAUGUCCCUGUGGCCCUGCUGUGCACUAGAAUAACAGACUGUUGGCAAGGGUGUAUUUCAAAGUUGGAGUAAGCAGAGAGACACAUUUGUAGCUCUUGUACAGCUGAUUUUACUUUCAGUCGUAGUUACUAAACACACAGGCUGGAGGACUGGGAUAAAAAGAGAAAAUGGACAGAGAUCCUAUGUGAGUUUUGUAGUUGUGCAAGCAAUUUGUAAGACCACUGAGACGUGCUGAUAUAAUGCGUCACAGUGGGAGUAGCAUGUUUGUAGUGAUGCUGAUAGAGAUUAUAUUGCCAGCUAAUGGCUUGUGCUUCCUUGACAAUACUAUUGACAAUACUGUAGAUGGAAUUGGACUACUCAGCUGUAGUAGAGCUGGAAAACACCAUGAGCAAAAACAGUGGGGCUUGGUUAGUUUAUCUGUUGAAAGGUGUGUUCACUGAUUCUGUUGGACUAAAUCCAGUCAUAUGCUGAAUGUGAAACUGGCCUAUACUGUAAAAAAUAACAGCAGAGAAGACAUCAGCACUGGGAUGGUGGUGUGACAGUGUUCUGUUGACACCAACAAUACAUAAUAAUACAUUUACAGUGAGUAUGGAUGACAUAGUUCAAUGGCUCGUUGGUUAAAAAAAUAAAUGUGGAUGAUCUAUUGUCUUUUAAAAUGUUUAUACUUUUGUUUUUUUACUUUUCUAAUGAUGCCAUUAUUAUCACAACCUUCAAGGAGUAGUUUGAAAUUUUGGGAAAAUACCUUUAUUUGCUUUAUUGCUGAGUAUUAACAUGAGAGGAUUGAUAGCACUUUCAUGUCUGUGCGCUGAAUAUGUAGCUGGAGUCAGCAGAAGGUUAGCUUAGCUUAGGAUAAAAAGUGGGAACAGGGAAACAGCUAGCCUGGCUCCGUCCAAAUGUAACAAAAUCUGCCUACCAGCUCCUCUAAGGCUCACUAAUGAAUAUGUUAUUUCUUAUUUGAUGAAUUUGUCCAAAAACUCGAAUGUAGAAAUUACAAUUAGCCAUUUUACAAGGGGGUCAUAUGUUGAACUAGUUCUCGUCUGGGACCAGUUGCCAGGCGGCCCUCGGAUACUCCACGAAGGAAUUGGUCUUUUUUGCAACACAGUUUUUGUACGGAUUCAGCGAAUGAGAUGUAACAUGUUAAUUAUUGAGCUUUAGAGGUUGUGGUUGGCAGAUUUUGUUACCUUCGGACAGAGCCGUGGGCUAGCCCUGCUAAAAGCUGUAAAGGUGUGAUAUCAAAGAGUCUUUCGACACCUCACGACCUUUGACCUGCGAUCUACUAUUUUUAACUUUGUUAUUAUUAGCUCACGGAAUAGUGUGUUCCUACUUCCUCUCUAUGUUCAUUCGUGUGCUUCCUGACUAACAACAACUAACAACUAACUUUUUUUUUUUUUUUUUGGAUACGAGGUGUGGAUUUAUUAUGACCUGUCUUAAUAGAUAAGCUAGUUAGUGAAGCAAACCGGCAUCUGGCUCCAGCUACACAUUCAGCAUACAGACGUGAGAGGGGUAUCAAUCUUCUUAUCUAACGCUCGGCAGUAACGUGAACAACUGUAUUUCCCAAAAUGUCAAACUAUUCUUUAAAUGUAGAUAUGCAAUACUCAGUGGAGCUUCCAGUAAGUGUAAUGUUUGUGUGAAAGUUUCUAUCUCGAACGUUGAGGCUGAACUACAUUCCUGCUUCUUUGUGUAGUAAUGGAUACACCCCAUAAUCAUCAUCCACAAAGACCACCACGCAUGCUCUGUAAAAACUGUUUAUUCUGUUAUUUUAUCCCAAGUAUAAUCUUACUGUAACACUGCAGCUUGACUGUGUCUCAUUCUUAUUCAUACUGAUGAUAAUAGGGCAACUAUAGCUCUGUUUAUAAUACUCAUUCAAUCAGGUUUCCAAGUUGUAAACUGCCAUGUGACUGUGUAGUGACUCACACCUGCGUCAACAACACUGUAAACCCAGCUGUUCAUAAUUCAGCAUGUAGAAAUAUGGCAGGUGCAUGAUUCUGCUAAAUGUGUAGGUGCUGGUCCGACUGUCUGUAAGCAUAUUUUCUACCCUAUGUGUCAAAACAAAAUAAAUAACUGAUGACAGUAAAAUGG
Dicentrarchus labrax (European seabass) is the source of this 2820-nucleotide messenger RNA. Its product is annotated as cAMP-dependent protein kinase inhibitor alpha-like. Gene Ontology annotation, biological process: negative regulation of cAMP-dependent protein kinase activity. The transcript has 3 exons. Gene Ontology annotation, cellular component: cytoplasm; nucleus. Gene Ontology annotation, molecular function: cAMP-dependent protein kinase inhibitor activity. The record is from RefSeq and is a predicted model, not a curated record. Bases 306 to 545 code for a protein of 79 amino acids. Lineage: Eukaryota; Metazoa; Chordata; Actinopteri; Moronidae.